Molecule: messenger RNA, 2181 nt
Organism: Trypanosoma grayi
Lineage: Eukaryota; Euglenozoa; Kinetoplastea; Trypanosomatida; Trypanosomatidae
Exons: 1
Coding region: 1-2181 (726 amino acids)
Source: RefSeq, a predicted model, not a curated record
AUGCAUCCGCAGAAUCCGUAUCACAAUAUGGCAAUGCAGCAGCAACAACAGCAGCGCAUGGGUAGGAUGCCCGGUGGCCCCCCCGGCCCGUACGGCGCCAUGCCAGGCUAUUUUGGCGUCCCUGGUCCCGGCCCUGCGGGCUUCUACCCUCCGCAACAACCUUCUAUGCCGCCGGGCAUGAGCGCAUACAACACCAGUGUCUUAAACAACCCGAUGGGGACAAGCUUCUUGGGUCCCGCCGGGUGCGGUCCCUUCGCUCCGCGUGCACCGAUGGGAGACCUGAGCCAGCGAGGCAGCAUCCUGCUUGGAAAUCCAGGGUCACGUGGCAGUUUCUCCAACACUGGUGCCCCGUACGGAAGUUUAUAUGGAUCAAAUGCCUUUGCAGGUAGCUUUCAGAACGGGCCGUACGGCAGUUAUCAGGGAGGGCUUAUGUCCACUGGGCGGAUGGGCAGUGGGUUUGAGCGGUCAGGCAGCUUUCAGGCACCAGGCAGCAACUACUCUGGCUUUGGCUCCGCAUAUGGCUACCCGUACGCCAGAACAGCCUCGUCUGGAGCUGCUUCCUCUAAUCCCGUACUGCAGCGGGUGAGUAGUGGUAUGAACUUUGAUCUCAGCUUUCACUCGAACGCGUCGCAGCAGAGCUACAAUAACGGCAUUACAGGGAUUGGCCAAAAACCCUCGGAAACGAGCCUGCUCGAUUUACCGGCGCUCCAAAAUCCCCAACAUGAUGGUGGCUUGAUGCGUUACAACAGCAUGACGCUGGCACGAACAAACUCCACAUUGAACGGUUUCUACAACUUUGGUCCUGAGGCGCAGAUGAAUGGCGCGCGGAGAUUGGCCCCAGGGCGUCUGGCAGGCCGACCGAGUGCCCCGCCGCAGUGGCCAACUGGUGGGGCCGUUUCUACCAUCUCAGCUCCUCCGCAGAACAACACUGUGGCUCGGCCUGCCCGACCACCGGAGCCGUCAUCGAGCAAUGCCCCCUCCAGCGGUAAUGGUGAAUUAACGCGCAAAGGUAGUGAGAAACGGAUUGGUAUGUACUUCAAGGAUGUUCAGCCAACACAGAAUGGCGAGUACAAGAAGGAUGGUGAUCCAGGGACAAGCAGGAAAACACGCACCUCGGAUCCUGCCACGAUGACACGCGUGCGUACCAUUGUACUCCUCGAGAAGAAUGGUGGUAAUAACAUUGAAGUGGAUGGUUCCACGGCAAUCAUGAAAAAGCCCAACAGUGAUGAAUUACAAAAAUACGAUACCAAUGCGAUUUUGCUCACGUCCUUAGAUGAUCCUGAGGUAUUUAUUGAGGGAUUGGAGGAGCUGCGCGAUACGUUCCUGAUGGGGUGCAACGUCAGUCUCGUGAUGGCGGACUCCAACUGCCCCGCCCACAUCCCGUCAAAUUGGUUCACGUGGAACGGGCUGAGGCGGUUGAUGAAAGAGUGUUUUGCAAAGAUGUCCAGCCGCUCCGAGCUCAGCGUGUCGGUGUCACUGCUAGAGGAUGACCAGGUCAAGGACCUCUUGGAUAAGCAUCCGCGCUUCUUCUCGCUCAGCGUGGCACAGUCACCGCUGUUUGGCAACGUGCCGCACGGCACCAUCUACCAAGUCGUCGUUGACGCGUCGGAGUUCGAUGAGCUGCUGGAUCUCGCGCUCUCGCGGGCUAACGGACGUGAGGGGGAGGAACGCGGCAUUGUCCUCGUCUCGGCGGUCCUGAAACAGAUCCGCACCAAUACCCCACACACGAAGGGCGACGAGGAGGACAUCGUGCUGUCCUCCCUCUUCGCCUCCGGUGUAGGCGAUGGCAUCAUCCACUACACGCGCAUCCUCGACAAGAACCCCGCUGAGCCGCGCGCCCUGUUUCAGUUCGCGCUCGGUGGCCCGGCCAUGACGGCGGCCGUGAUGUCCAUCGCUGACGGGCCUGACAAUGGGGCAACAGUCACUCAGUUCAUGGCGACGCUGCACAGGCUCGGUGAGAUAGAGAACUACCGCCUGCGGCUCGGCAGUGUGCGCCGCUUCAUCACAUACACGAAUGAUACGAUACCCAAGACGAAGAGGCGGCUGGGUGAGAUGUCAGAGGGGCGNGAGAAGGAGGCAACGAAGCGGUCGCUCGCACGACUGGAGCUGAUGGUCAAGGACGCGGAGGCGAUGCUGGAAUCACCAGAAAAUGCAGAGGCCAAGACGUAUAUACGACAUUAA